This is a messenger RNA of Arabis nemorensis, 498 nucleotides long. The record is from the annotation of a GenBank genome assembly. Lineage: Eukaryota; Viridiplantae; Streptophyta; Magnoliopsida; Brassicales; Brassicaceae.
AUGUUCUAUGGCACAGCUGUAUGGGACCCUUGGCUGAUUGUUGGGCAGAUUAUUUGCCUCCAGUGCUCAUACUAUCUCACUCUAGGAGUCUUCAUGAUGGUCUUUCUUGGCCUUCGGGUUCCUCGCCUCAGUCUUGUCUACUUCUUCGAUUACGCUACUCUCACUACUUCAACACUCACCGGUUGGUGUGUUAUUGCCUCAUUCUUGUUCAGUUCACUGGCAGGGGCUGUGUACAUGAUAUUUUUGGUGGAACGAGCACGGAAAUGCUUAGAUUUCUCUGCAACUCUCUAUAUCAUACAUCUCUUCUUCUGCAUCAUGUAUGGAGGAUGGCCUUCGUCUAUGGCAUGGUGGGUUGUAAAUGGAACUGGACUUGCUGUAAUGGCAUUGCUAGCUGAGUACUUGUGCAUUAAACGCGAACAGCGAGAGAUUCCUAUGGAUCGAUUCCAUUCAAGUAAGAUAAUCAUUCCUUCUUCCCGUAAAUAUGCCUUUUACGACUAG